AUUCAGUAAAUGGUGCUAUAAUUUCUGAUAUCGAUGAGCUUUUAUUUCCAUUGGAUAAUUUAACAUUAAACGAUCAAGAACAUUUACUAUCAAAUGAUCAAGAAACUAUUCUAUCAGAGGUUGAGCAGACUGAUAAUAUACUCUUAAUUUCAGAAGUCAUUGAUCUUACUAAUAUAUCAUUUGACAAUGAUGGUCAAUUGCAAGUUGAUAAGUUGACACAAAAUAUUAAAAGCUUGGAAAUAUGGAUUAUAAUAUAG
This is a messenger RNA of Dentiscutata erythropus, 257 nucleotides long. NCBI's taxonomy places the organism in Eukaryota, Fungi, Glomeromycota, Glomeromycetes, Diversisporales, Gigasporaceae. The record is from the annotation of a GenBank genome assembly.